AUGAACGUGCGACAAUCAUCCUUCAGCUUGGCGCCUCCUGGACCUGGACUUGAAAGACGUCCUUCGGUGGUAUCGCGUUUAUCCUCCGUCUUUUCGAAUGCAGAUCAAGAAACAGGGAGUGCAGCACGGACAGGGGCUGGGCUUAUCGAGGAGGAGAUUGCCGAGAUUAAGAGAUAUGAACUGGACCAGGACUUUACAACAAUAGACUGGGUGCAAGAUGCGGCGCGAGAGCAAGCUAAGCGUAAGGCGCGAAGAAAGCAAGCGGCCGGCCUCUACGAUAAAGGACAGCCAGGCUGGCGAUAUCAGCUGUGGAGGAGUUAUGAUGCAGCGCAAGCCUGGAUCGUGGUAACAAUCAUUGGUGUUGCUAUUGGCUUGAAUGCAGCACUACUCAAUAUCAUUACAGAAUGGCUCUCCGACGUCAAGAUGGGCUACUGCGAGACAGGCUUCUAUUUAAAUGAGAACUUCUGCUGCUGGGGAGAAGAGAAUGGCUGCGAUCAGUGGCACAGAUGGACUGGCUUCGAACCUUUCAACUAUUUUAUCUAUUUUGUCUUUGCAACUCUAUUUGCUUGUGUCGCAGGCACCUUGGUUAAGUCUUUUGCACCAUAUGCUGCCGGUUCAGGUAUUUCUGAGAUCAAGUGCAUCAUUGCUGGGUUCGUUAUGAAAGGCUUCCUUGGAUGGUGGACUUUGAUCAUCAAGUCGGUAUGCCUCCCUCUAGCUAUCGCCUCUGGUUUGUCUGUUGGAAAAGAAGGCCCAAGUGUACACUACGCCGUGUGUACGGGAAAUGUGAUCUCCCGACUUUUCGACAAAUACAAACGCAACGCUUCUAAGACUAGGGAGUUUCUGAGCGCCUCGGCAGCUGCCGGUGUCGCUGUCGCCUUUGGCAGUCCUAUUGGCGGUGUGCUUUUCUCUCUUGAGGAGAUGUCGAACCAGUUUCCUCUCAAGACAUUAUGGCGAAGCUAUUUUUGUGCCCUGGUAGCGACAGCUGUUCUCGCUGCUAUGAAUCCUUUCCGAACGGGCCAACUAGUCAUGUUCCAGGUCGAGUAUAAGAACGACUGGCACUUCUUCGAGCUGCUAUUCUACGUCCUAAUUGGUAUUUUCGGAGGUCUCUACGGAGCCUUUGUGAUCAAGUGGAAUUUGCGGGUUCAGUCGUUCAGAAAGAAGUACUUGAAGGAGUAUGCAGUUCUCGAAGCGACUUUACUGGCAGCGGGAACUGCUAUUAUUGCCUACCCCAACGCCUUCUUGAGGAUAGACAUGACAGAGAGUAUGGAGAUCCUCUUCUCGGAAUGUGGGCGUGGAGAAUCGUACCAUGGUCUAUGUGAGCCUGACAAGAGAUGGUGGAACAUAAUUUCACUGUUCUUGGCGACGUUUCUAAGACUUUUCCUGGUUAUACUAUCCUAUGGAUGCAAGGUUCCCGCCGGUAUCUUCGUUCCGUCAAUGGCAAUUGGAGCGUCCUUCGGAAGAACAAUUGGAAUCCUUGUUCAAGCUAUUCACGAAGCCAAUCCCACCAGCGUCUUCUUUUCCGCAUGUAAACCUGACGAGCCUUGCAUCACACCAGGUACAUAUGCCCUGCUAGGAGCCGCUGCGGCACUCAGUGGCAUCAUGCACAUCACCAUAUCUGUGGUGGUUAUCAUGUUUGAGCUCACAGGUGCUCUGAACUAUAUUCUCCCCACCAUGAUCGUCGUUGGAGUCACCAAAGCUGUCAGCGAAUUGUUUGGCAAGGGAGGCAUCGCAGAUAGAAUGAUAUGGUUCAGUGGAAUGCCAUUCCUCGACAGUAAAGAAGAGCACAAUUUCGGAGUUCCUGUCUCAGCUGUCAUGAGAACUUCUGUUGUCUCGAUGCCCGUUCAUGGGCUUACCUUGGGUGAGGUCCAGAGCCUCCUCGCUGAUGAUCGAUACCAAGGCUUCCCCGUGGUGGAAGAUAAACACACCAAGGUACUUGUUGGUUAUAUCGGCAGAACGGAGUUGCGAUAUGCCAUUGAUAAGAUGAGUCGAACCUCACCGUUAUCAGAGACUGCAAAAUGCACAUUUGCACCAUCGUCGGCAAAUCUGUCCAGUACAUCGCUCAACAACAUCCAUAGCGACUCAUCUCACUCUUCAACUCUCGACUUUAGCCGAUAUGUUGAUGCAACACCCGUCACGGCUCACCCGAGACUACCCCUCGAGACUGUCAUGGAGCUGUUUCAAAAGAUCGGACCUCGAGUCAUAUUGAUUGAAUAUCAUGGCAAGCUCACUGGUCUCGUAACCGUCAAAGACUGUUUGAAAUACCAAUUCAAGGUCGAAGCCGCCGAGAACCCCAAGGAUGAUCAUCGUAUCGAAGAGGGGCAAGAGCAACUUUGGAACCUUUUCCAAAGAGCCGGUAAUUGGUUCUCUGGCCGAGUUUCAAGAUACUCAGGAGGCCGGAUUCGCCUGACAAGCACUUCUGGUGGUGAGCGGCCACUGGGGAGAGGGCAAAUAUUGGACGGUGACGAGGAGGUGCUCGAUGAGGGUGUCGAGCUGGAGAGUCGGCGGUAA
This is a messenger RNA of Fusarium proliferatum ET1, 2508 nucleotides long. RefSeq lists its product as uncharacterized. The coding region runs from base 1 to 2508 and encodes 835 amino acids. The record is from RefSeq and is a predicted model, not a curated record. Gene Ontology annotation, molecular function: voltage-gated chloride channel activity. Gene Ontology annotation, biological process: intracellular iron ion homeostasis; chloride transport; intracellular copper ion homeostasis. Lineage: Eukaryota; Fungi; Ascomycota; Sordariomycetes; Hypocreales; Nectriaceae. Gene Ontology annotation, cellular component: fungal-type vacuole; Golgi apparatus; membrane. The transcript is spliced from 5 exons.